CAAAGGAAUGUUGAGUGCACCUUUAACCCGAAGAGCAGAGUACAACGAAAGCCCUCCCUCGUGUAGGAGGAGUGCUAAAGCGCUCAUGUGAUGAGAUCUCACAUAAUGUUACUGUAAUGCUGUUGUUAUGAGCUGCUAGCAGGGUUGAAGAUGAACAGGCUGAUUUUACCGGUUCUGUUUGCAGUUCUCUAUCAGGUGCAUACAUUGCCACUGCACACUGAGGAAGAUGAGUAUCUUUUCAAAUCAUGGAUGUCUCAGUAUAACAAAAAAUAUGAGAUAAAUGAAUACUACCAGCGGCUACAGACAUUCCUGGAGAACAAGAAGAAGAUUGAGCACCAUAAUGCAGGAAACCACAAGUUUUCAAUGGGACUGAAUCGGUUUUCAGACAUGACCUUUACUGAAUUUAAAAAGUCCUACCUCCUGACAGAACCUCAGAACUGCUCCGCCACUAGAGGGAACCAUGUGAGCAGUAAUGGGCCUUAUCCUGAUACGAUUGACUGGAGAACGAAAGGACACUAUGUAACUGAUGUCAAGAACCAGGGAGCUUGUGGUAGCUGCUGGACUUUUUCCACCACAGGCUGUCUGGAGUCUGUCACUGCUAUUUCCACAGGAAAACUCCUACAACUAGCAGAGCAGCAGCUUGUUGAUUGUGCAGGUGCUUUCGACAAUCAUGGCUGCAAUGGUGGCCUCCCAAGUCACGCCUUUGAGUACAUCAUGUACAACAAAGGUCUUAUGACAGAACAAGAUUACCCCUAUAAGGCUAUACAAGGUGAAUGUAGAUUCAAACCAGAGUUGGCUGCUGCCUUUGUGAAGGAUGUUGUAAACAUUACAAAGUAUGAUGAAAUGGGCAUGGUGGAUGCUGUGGCCAGGUUGAACCCUGUCAGCUUUGCAUAUGAGGUGACAUCUGAUUUCAUGCACUACAGAGAUGGAGUAUACACCAGCACGGAGUGUCACAACACUACAGACAUGGUGAACCAUGCAGUGCUUGCUGUGGGCUAUGCUGAGCAGAAUGGAACUCCAUACUGGAUAGUGAAGAACUCCUGGGGAACCAGCUGGGGAAUUAAUGGAUAUUUCUACAUCGAGAGGGGAAAGAACAUGUGUGGACUUGCUGCAUGUUCAUCCUAUCCUUUACCUUUGGUGUAAAAAACUGAAAAGUAUUUUCUUACACCAUGAAAAGGGAGACAAGUUAUUACAAUUACACUUAAACAAAAUCAUUUUAUGCACAAUGACUCGUUAUAGUCUAUACUAGCUUUCAGUAAAUAAGUUAAAUAAUUAACUUUACAUUAAAAUAAUGAUUUAGAUUAAUUAAAAAUCUGCAUUUCUAUUAAUAUGCUUAAUGUAGAAGUUGUCUACUUUGUUAAAAUUAAGAAUUUGUAAUAUUCAUGUUUGCAACCAAAAUUAUUGUACUGAAAUAAAUAUAUUCUCAGGGA
Cyprinus carpio (common carp) is the source of this 1430-nucleotide messenger RNA. Its product is annotated as pro-cathepsin H-like. Gene Ontology annotation, biological process: immune response. Gene Ontology annotation, molecular function: cysteine-type endopeptidase activity. Gene Ontology annotation, cellular component: lysosome. The record is from RefSeq and is a predicted model, not a curated record. NCBI's taxonomy places the organism in Eukaryota, Metazoa, Chordata, Actinopteri, Cypriniformes, Cyprinidae.